AUGGAUAAGCAGACUCAUGUUGUGAUUAUUGGCGGAUCUUUCGCUGGUGUGAGAGCGGCAGAGACUAUCCUGGGAAUGGGUAAACAAAUCAAAGUCACUAUGAUCUCAGCCUCCUCGCAUGCGUACUUUUGCGUCGCAGCGCCCCGCUUCCUUAUUGAGCCUGAAAUCACCAAUAAGGUUUUCUUCUCUGUUAAAGAAAAGCUUCAGAAGCUAGAUCGCAGCAAUGCGUCUUUCCUUCUGGGUCGUGUUGAAACAGCAAAUUUCAACGACAACGUGAUUGUGUACAAGGAUGAAGAAGGCAAAGAAAUCUCGCUUGACUAUGAUUACUUAGUAGUUGCGACGGGUACUCGAAGCCAUCACCCAGCAUUUAAACUCGAAGGCAGCCAUGAAAUUACGAAGCAUGCGGUAACUACUAUGAACGAAGAGAUAGAAAAAGCAUCAAAAAUUAUAGUUUUGGGUGGUGGAGCAACAGCCGUUGAAGUUGCUGGCGAACUUGGUGAAAAAUAUGGUAAGAAAAAGCACAUUUCAAUCUACACAGGAUCGGAAGGUCCAUUGAAAAGGUGGCUUCCAAGCCUGUCAGACGCAGCUACUCAACAAUUGGAGAAUUUGGACAUAAAAGUGGUGAACAAUGUUCGUUCGACAUCGGAAAAGAAGACCAAAAAUGGAUGGGAAGUCUCCUUUAAUGACGGGACAACCGAAAUCGUCGACCUGAUAGUACCUGCAUACGGGCUUGUUCCAAACACAGAGUGCAUCGAUCAGGAAUUGCUUGAUUCACAAGGCUAUCUUGUUACCAAUGAAAAUUUGAUAGUUGAAUCAUAUCCUAACGUUUUGGCUCUGGGCGAUGUCAUAUCGGGUCGUCCAUGUACCAUCGUUGACUUGGAUCAAGUCCAAGUACCGACGUUCUGUUCUACCGCUUACAACGUAAUUCUGGAUCAAACGCAAGCCAUGAGGCCGCUAAAAAAAACGCCCAAAAUCGGUUUAGUUCCAAUUUCAAGAAAAGGCGGAGUUGGCGUCAUAUUCGGCUGGUGCCUGCCCUCUUUUCUCGUAAAAUUCUUGAAGUCAAAAGACUUUAUGAUUCCUCGGGGUUCGAAAACGUUCACAUAG
Lachancea thermotolerans CBS 6340 is the source of this 1104-nucleotide messenger RNA. RefSeq names its product Aif1p (gene AIF1). The record is from RefSeq and is a predicted model, not a curated record. The transcript has a single exon. Lineage: Eukaryota; Fungi; Ascomycota; Saccharomycetes; Saccharomycetales; Saccharomycetaceae. Bases 1 to 1104 code for a protein of 367 amino acids. Gene Ontology annotation, cellular component: cytoplasm. Gene Ontology annotation, molecular function: electron-transferring-flavoprotein dehydrogenase activity; flavin adenine dinucleotide binding.